AUCGCUAUAGAAGGUUGCUGUCACAACCAAUUGGAGUUGAUUUAUAAAACUAUUGAUUACAUAGAAAAAGAAAAAAAUAUCAAUGUUGAUUUAUUAUUAAUAUGCGGAGAUGUUCAGACUGUACGAAAUAGGACAGAUUUAGAAUCUACCAGUAUGCCAGAUCAUUACAAAGAAAUGGGCACAUUUUAUAAAUAUUAUUCUGGUGAACUUAAGGCCCCAAUUCCAACAAUUUUUAUUGGUGGGAAUCAUGAAGCGAGCAACUAUCUGUGGGAAUUGUAUUAUGGUGGGUGGGUGUGUGAAAAUAUUUACUACCUCGGUUGUUCCGGUGUUGUGAAUUUUGGGGGACUUCGUAUAGGAGGACUUAGUGGAAUAUACAAACAAAGAGACUAUGGGCUGGGUCAUUUUGAAACGGUUCCAUAUACAGACGACACUAUUAGAUCUAUUUAUCAUGUAAGACGAUAUGAAAUGUUCAAACUUAACAUGAUUAAACAACCUAUAGAUAUAUUCCUUUCCCAUGAUUGGCCCGAAAAUAUAACAAGAUUUGGAGAUGAACAAAGACUUAAACGAAUAAAGCAAGGUCUUGCACCCGACAUUGAAAGGAUCAGGCUCGGAAAUCCAUAUAGUGAAUUGCUACUUUAUAAAUUAAAACCAAGGUACUGGUUUGCUGCGCAUCUUCACGUCAAAUUUGCUGCAUUGAUACCUCAUGAUGCUCCACAAACAGUAACGGCUCCAAAUUCAGAUGAGAUACCUAUUUCUCUUGAUGAAGCUGCUAUUAAUCAGAAUGAAGUAGAUGAUCCGGAUGAAUUACCUUCUUUCAUCGAUGACGUUGAUAAUAAAGAUGUUAUUGAGACCGACGAAAUACAAAUCAUUAACUCCGAGGAAAUAUCAAUUGCGAAUGAUACGACAGUGGAAUUGACACAAGACUUGGAAAACCUUAAAGAAUUUGUGGCUUCUGCAAUUUCUUCAAAUACCCAGACUUCAUAUACUCGUUUUUUAUCACUCGAUAAAUGCUUACCUGGUCGCGAAUUUUUACAGGUCUUGGAUUUUCCUGAAGCAAAUGGACCUCUGGAAUUAAGUUAUGACGAAGAGUGGUUGGCAAUAACAAAGGCUACGCAUCAAUUUUUUUCUGUGACACGUAAGCAGGUACCUUUACCAACAGAAAGUCAGAUGCAAAGCCAACUUGAUUCCUCUCAAGAAUGGGUCCACAAUAAUAUUUUACAAAGAGACUCUGGACUUUUUAUUCCAAAAAACUUUCUUGCUACAGCACCUGCACAUAAUUCCAGUAAUGAACAAGAUUAUGAUUUAAAUAUUCCAUUCUUAAAUCCACAAACCGUUACUUUUACUCAGAUGUUAGAGAUUGAAAAUAAAGUUAACCAAAAUGGUCAAAUUGUUCAAUGA
Cetraspora pellucida is the source of this 1398-nucleotide messenger RNA. Lineage: Eukaryota; Fungi; Glomeromycota; Glomeromycetes; Diversisporales; Gigasporaceae. The record is from the annotation of a GenBank genome assembly.